Messenger RNA from Trichosporon asahii var. asahii CBS 2479, 2445 nucleotides. Its product is annotated as alpha-1,2-mannosidase. Gene Ontology annotation, cellular component: cytosol; nucleus. The transcript is spliced from 6 exons. Lineage: Eukaryota; Fungi; Basidiomycota; Tremellomycetes; Trichosporonales; Trichosporonaceae. Bases 1 to 2445 code for a protein of 814 amino acids. The record is from RefSeq and is a predicted model, not a curated record. Gene Ontology annotation, molecular function: carbohydrate binding; peptide-N4-(N-acetyl-beta-glucosaminyl)asparagine amidase activity. Gene Ontology annotation, biological process: glycoprotein catabolic process; protein quality control for misfolded or incompletely synthesized proteins; protein deglycosylation.
AUGUCGAAGGUACCGACCCCGAAGCGGCGCGCGAGCCCGCCCCCGCGGGUCUCGGAGACGACGCAUCUGAACUCUCCCGGGAAGGGCGCAGCGCCUGCUCCCGCUCCCGCCCCGGAGAGGAGGAAGACGACAGCGACAGCUCUCGUGUACGGCAUCCUGCUGGGCUUCCUCUACUUUGCGAUCAACAAGUAUCAGGAUGGCUGGACGCUGAAUACGGUCCUUGACGGAGAGGUCAAGGGCCACGCACCGUUCGAUGACGGACGGAAGGAGACCGCACCUCGCGAGUUUGUCAAGCCCGUCAGCGACGCACUGUUCCACACCAACGUCAUGCUCGGUAACGACGGACCCGAGCCAGACCUCUCCGGCGGCAUGAUCCCGGCCGUCGCGCCGCCGUUCGCGAUGACGCGAUGGACGCCGCAAUCGCGCCUGAACUACACAACGCUCUCCGGGUUCAUCGGUACGCAUCAACCCGCGGUGUGGAUGGGCGAGUCGGGCCCUGUGCAGGUGCACGCCGGCAUUGGGCCGGUCAUCACCGACUUCCUGCAGCGCGCCAUGCCCUUCAAGCGCAAGAACGAGUACGCCAGCGCCAACUACUACUCCAACCUCCUGCAUGGGUACCACGGUGAUGUGCGUGCCGAGUUGUCGGCCUCGAGCCGUGUCGGCCACCUCCGCUUCACGUUCCACCCGAACAGCCAUCGUGUCGACCCGUAUGUCGUGCUCGACGCAAGCCGGCGCAGCGUCUUCACCAACGACCCUAACAAUGUGACCUACCCCCUCGGAUGGGUUCGUGUCGACACAGAACGUAACGAGAUCUACGGCUGGAAUGAUGAGCGCCAGGACAAAAUCCUGCUCUCCGAGGAGAUCCCAGCGAAGGGGUUCAAGGGGUACUUUGUUGCGCGCUUCAGCGAGCCCAUUGCCAAGGGCGGCAUCACGUGCAACGGUCUGCCAUAUGCUGGUCUCGAGGCGGAGAGCAACCUGCUGAGCGGAUGGGCGAUCUUCCCUCGCGACACAAAGUCCGUCGAUGUCCGCAUCGGCGUCUCGUUUAUUAGCAUCGAGCAGGCACGACGCAACAUUGACCUUGAGAUCCCAGACGGACAAUCGCUGGCGAAGACAUCACGACAGACUCGCGAGGCGUGGGCUGAGAAGCUUGACAGGCUCACUGUCUCUGGCGCCACUCCUCAGAACAAGACGGUACUCUACACCGGCUUUGCGCACACGCUCGUGUACCCUUACGAAGUGUCCGAGAACGCGGGCACAAAGGAGGAACCCAAGUGGAAGUACUACUCGGGAUACCUGGACAAGGUUGUUUCAGGCGUCUCGUACUCCGGUUACAGCAUUUGGGACACGUUCCGUGCGACUACAGCUUGGCAGCUGCUGGUUGCGCCCGAGCGUUCCGGCCCCAUGAUCCAGAGCAUGCUCCAGGACUACGUGCAGGGCGGCUGGAUGCCGAUGUGGAAGAACAUUGUCGAGACGAACAUCAUGGUGGCGACGCACGCCGAUUCCAUCGUCGCGCAAGCGCUGAACGCGGGCGUGACUGGGUUCGACAAGGCAUUGGCAUACGCGGCCGUCAUGAAGAAUGCGUUCGUGCCGCCGGAUCACGACGUGGAGAUCCGCUACUGGGACAGGCAGCAGCACACGCCCCAGGAGGUGCGCGCCGGCUUGACAGAGUACAUGAAGAACGGCUGGGUCGCGAACGACCGGCACAGCGAGGCCGGCUCGCGCACGCUCGACUACGCGUACGACGACCACGCCGCCGCCAUUGUCGCCCGCCACAACGGAGACGAGCACAACGCGACACUCCUCGAGAAGCGGUCCAAGAACUACAAGAACAUCUGGAACAAGCGCACCGGCUUCAUGGAGGCGAGGAACGAGGAUGGAUCCUGGGCCGGCGAGUGGGAGGGCUGGUGCGAGGGCGACCACUGGGCGUACAGCCUGACCGUGAUGCACGACAUUCCCGGCCUCGUCCAGCUGAUGGGCGGCAAGGACAAGUUCGAGAAGUUUGCCGAUGCGCACUUCAACGGCGGGCACAAUCUGCACACAAACGAGCCAAGCCACCACAUUCACUGGGCCCGCUCCCUCGCUGAGUCCGAGUACAACCACACCGCCCUCGGCCUGAGUGGGAACGAGGACUGCGGGCAAAUGAGCGCCUUCUACCUCUUCACAGCCCUGGGCUUCUACCCCGUCGACCCAGCUGGGGGUGAGUACGUGAUCGGCGCGCCAUUGUUCGACAAGCUCGACCUCCGUCUCCCAGCGGCGGACUGGACGCCCGGCGGCACGCUGAAAGUGAGGGCCAGGGGAGUCAGUAAUGAGAAGCAGUACGUUAGGAGUCUGGAGGUGGACGAGAGGGCGUGGCGCAGGAUCACGAUUGGUCACAAGGACAUCAUGAAGGGCGCCAAGCUCAGGUUCAGUAUGGCCAAGGAGCCGCAGAAGUGGCCCGAGAAGUGA